GCACUUGCGACUGAUAUCAUUCCUGGAUUACCAGCGUUCCAACAGCCAAUUAUGUCAAUGGAAGAAGACGACGUUAGCGAUCAAGAAAUCGGUCAAUUGGAAGAUCAUGGACCGUUUCAAUCUUUAUCCAGGCUGUGGGGACAUCAUGCACACCUUGCUGUAUUUAUUAAUUACGUAUUAUCUAAUAGUGAUCCUUCUAGUUUGUUAUUUUAUUUAAUAACUGAUUUGUACAAGGAGGGAAAUGCCAAAGAGAUGAAGAAAUGGGCAUACGAAAUUCACUCUAGUUUUCUAGUACCUGGUGCGCCGUUACGUCUGCAUAAUGUGGAUGAGAAUGUCGCGAAUGAGAUUGAUGAUGUUCUCUUGAAAGAAUCUGAUAAAGAAGAAAUUCUCAGAAAGAUAUUCUGGAAGGCACGUACUAGAGCGAAGGAAGAGUUGAACGAACAGCUGACGCAUUUCCAGCAGAAGAGAACCGCAGGACUGGCCACAAUCUUCGGUCCAACCGAUAUUUCGCUCGAUGAGAGUAUAUCCGAUAAAGCGCGGGAAACGAAAAUUAUUGAGACGUAUCUUCUGCCGAAAAUGGAACCUUAUCUGGAAGACAUAGAGAAGGAACAUGUGGAUUUGCGGCUCUUUACGACAGCAGCUGGUCUAGCAACUAUAUUAAUAAAGAUUUUCCAAUUGCGACCAGUAUGGAUCGAUCGAGUGCCUACUUUUGUUGCAAAAGACAAAUCCAACAUUAAAGCACGGCUGCUUACUGGAAAAUCGCGUAAGAUGACGAUCAGAGGACACCACUUCGUAGCGCAUCAAUAUUUCACGAUAACUUACUGCAAUCAUUGUCAACUUAUUAUCGGCGGAAUUGGCCCUCAAGGAUAUUUAUGCAGUGAUUGUUCCCUCAGCGUACAUCGGCAAUGUGUUCGUGUAGUAGAGGAGAGUUGUCCUGGUCCUUUAAUGCGAAAAGAAAGAGGCAAUGAUAGGAUCAGUAAAUUGAUGGAACGUAUUCGACCGGAGAGGAAACCUCCAUCCUCUCAUCAUCAUUCUCAGAAUCAUAUAUCGCAUC
This is a messenger RNA of Temnothorax curvispinosus, 1054 nucleotides long. RefSeq lists its product as uncharacterized. NCBI's taxonomy places the organism in Eukaryota, Metazoa, Arthropoda, Insecta, Hymenoptera, Formicidae. The record is from RefSeq and is a predicted model, not a curated record. Gene Ontology annotation, molecular function: G protein-coupled receptor binding; guanyl-nucleotide exchange factor activity. The transcript has 7 exons. Gene Ontology annotation, biological process: G protein-coupled receptor signaling pathway. Gene Ontology annotation, cellular component: cytoplasm. The annotation marks the transcript as partial.